Molecule: messenger RNA, 2548 nt
Organism: Cydia strobilella
Lineage: Eukaryota; Metazoa; Arthropoda; Insecta; Lepidoptera; Tortricidae
Product: ribonuclease H1-like
Exons: 2
Coding region: 138-707 (189 amino acids)
Biological process (GO): DNA replication, removal of RNA primer
Molecular function (GO): RNA-DNA hybrid ribonuclease activity; nucleic acid binding
Source: RefSeq, a predicted model, not a curated record
AAAAGCGAACGCACUUCCUUUCCUCGAACCUCGAGCGUCGGCGUCGGGUAUUUCGAAGAACGCCGUCCAAGGACUUGUUAACUUGUUAUGCUCAUGUGUUGAGAUUUGAAACCGGAUUCCGGCGGUUGAAUUAGUGAAUGCGUAAUAAGUUAACUCAUUUCUCGAGAUCCACGUGCUUCAAAAUGUCGUACAACUCGAACAAAAACUAUUAUGGAAAUAGUUCAAGAAAUAACCAUGGCGGAUUUGAAAGAGACCAUGAAGGUUAUACACAUGUUUAUACGGAUGGGGCGUGCUCAUCCAACGGCCAGCAAGGAGCUAGAGCUGGUUAUGGAGUCUACUGGGGAGACAACAACAGUUACAACAGGAGCCAGCCAGUCUCCGGCAGGGCCACGAACAACACCGCAGAAAUACAAGCUGCUACAGAAGCCAUGCGGACCGCGCGCGAAAAUGGAAUUACCAGACUGGCCAUAAACACCGACUCGAAAUUUCUCAAGGAUUCGGCUACUAAAUGGAUGCCUGGUUGGCAAGAUAAUGGAUGGAAGACUGCAUCUGGAGAGCCCGUGAAGAAUCAAGCUGACUUCAAAGAAAUGGUUCGGGCCCAGGGAAAUCUUGACAUUAAAUGGAACUAUGUCAAGGCUCAUGACGGAAGUCAUGGCAAUGAGAUGGCUGACAGGUUUGCUAAGGAAGGUGCUGCUAAAUAUAAGUAACUAAUGUUACACACUAUCUUUGCUUUUAUCUCUGUAUGGAGACUAAUUAUUAUAUCUAGAAUGUUGAUUUAAGCUGAGAUUUAUUCUAUAUAGAGACUAAUUGUAAGUGUUGAUUUUCUUCUCUAAAAAACUGUGGUCUUUGUACCACCAAUAUUGUUUGUUUCACAUUUUUUUAUCUUUUUAUUGGAUUAGUAUGUGGCUCUUAAGGGGCCCACUCACUAUCAGUCCGCCGUAUGAUAUCGGCCUGUCAGUUGUUAGGAACUGUCACAUUUUUGUUCUGACAGGCCAAUAUCGUCCGGCGGACUGAUAGUCAGUGGGCCCCUUUAGUUUAUUUUACCUCUGUAUGGAGACUAAUUAUUAUAUCUAGAAUGUUGAUUUGAGCGGAGGUUUAUUCUCAUAGAGAGACUAAUUGUAAAGGGUGAUUAAAGCAUAAAGAGCUUCUCUAAAAAACUGGUCUUUGUACCACCAAUAUUGUUUGUUUCACAUUUUUUAUCUUUUUAUUGGAUUAGUAUGUGGCCCUUAAGGGGCCCACUGACUAUCAGUCCGCCGUACGAUAUUGGCCUGUCAGUUGUUAGGAACUGUCACAUUUUUGUUCUGACAGGUCGAUAUCGUCCGGCGGACUGAUGGUCAGUGGGCCCCUUUAGUUCAUAACAGUGUCAAUAUGCAUGUAAUAUGCAUCAAAUAGAACAACCAAAAAUUGUACCAAUUAUAGAUGAUCCAUCUAUUACAGAGUUAUAUCUAUCUUUGUUAUUAUGAUUAAAAUGUUUAAAAAGACUGUGGGUAAACGUAAAAUCAGUCUGUUUUUUGUAUGUACAACUGAUACCUUACUCCUCUAUUUUUAUAAUAAAUAAACAAUAUUAUAAAACAUUCACUUGUAUCUAUCAUCUCAUCGAAAUACAAUUAGCGCCACUUGCACCUGGAGUUACCAUGGUUACUGGUACAAUUCGGUUUAGGCGCACUUGCACCAUUGCCAUGGUUACCAGUACAAUUUGACACUUUGUUGACGGUUUAACCCAUGGAGACUAUAUAAAGGAGCCAAAUCUCUAUGUAUGAAAAGUGUCCAUCAAAAAACAGUAAUUAGGCGGCGCCACCAUACACCGAAAUACUACCAAAAACAACCUACGUAAUUUAGUCGGGUUAUUUGUUGCCUUAUAUGGUUCAUGUUAUACUCAUGUCCCAGAGCCUAACUAGCGCCACCGGAGAGAUUAGGAACUAUUAUUUAAAGCUGAAAGCGGUCACUUGCAACAAUUCUGCCAUAAGAGAUUGGCGUCCUAUAAAGGAGCCAAAUCUCUAUGUAUGAAAAGUGUCCAUCAAAAAACAGUAAUUAGGCGGCGCCACUAUACACCGAAAUACUACCAAAAACAACCUACGUAAUUUGGUCGGGUUAUUUGUUGCCUUAUAUGGUUCAUGUUAUACUCAUGUCCCAGAGCCAAACUAGCGCCAUCGGAGAGAUGAGGAACUAUCAUUUAAAGCUGAAAGAUGGUCACUUUUGCAAUAGUUCUGCCAUAAGAGAUUGUCGUCCUUUCUAUACCGUCCAUACUUACAAUAUCGAAAUUCGAAAGCUGUCAAAUUACUAUUUAAGUUAAGAUUGUUUUUUCUUCUUUUUUUUUGUUUAUAGUGUCACAUAAUAAAAAAAAGUUUGAUUAAAAGUCCGAGUUACUUUGGGAAUUAAUUGUAUCGAGCGAAGUGUCAUAAUUCGUGUCUCGGAAGCUGUGUUAUUAAAGAUAAUAUAAUCAAAAACUACAUAUAUUUUUUCCACGUCUACGAAUAUCAAAUAUCGUGUAGUAGGUAAGUACUCUAUAUUUUAACUGUUAAUAAUUUUUCACCUCAGCAGCUCGAAC